AUUUCAUUUGUUAUUGAAGACACUGAAGACCUAUGUCAUCUUUUCUAUUUAUUAUACCUGAAAUCCAGUUACCAGUCCUAUAUGGGGACUCUGAUUGCUCCUCAGUGGGUGAUAACGGCAGCACACUGCUUCUUACCAGAUCUCCAGGUCAUCUUAACUGGUGGAGCCAACAGUUUUCAAGACUUUAUUGGGGAGAUUCUGCCUUAUGAGAAGAUCAUCAUUCACCCAAACUUCACUGUCACUUCUCCUAAAAAUGAUCUUAUGCUGAUAAAGUUGUCUAUACCCCUCACCUUCUUCUCCACCAGCAUUUUUCAGUUGCCUAGUGCCAAGAUAAAGGAAUUUCCAGAUUGCUUGAUUUACACCUGGGUAGAGAAUAAAGAAUCUGUUGGAAAUCCAGGCAGUAACCUGCACAGCAUUAUGAAUGAAUUGAACACUGAUUCAAUCUGCAAAGCUUUACUGGGUGAAAAGUUCCUUGAAGACAUGUUCUGUAUGGGAUGCAUAGGAAUAAGCAGAGAUAAAUGCCAGGAAUAUAAGUCCCAUGAGGGCAAGAAUUUUUACCUUUUUGUUUGUUGUUGCAUAACCAGCUCCUGGAAGAGUGCUUGGCACAUUGUAGGAGCUUAA
Balaenoptera musculus (blue whale) is the source of this 621-nucleotide messenger RNA. Its product is annotated as trypsin-like. The record is from RefSeq and is a predicted model, not a curated record. Lineage: Eukaryota; Metazoa; Chordata; Mammalia; Artiodactyla; Balaenopteridae. Gene Ontology annotation, molecular function: serine-type endopeptidase activity. The coding region runs from base 82 to 621 and encodes 179 amino acids. The transcript has 4 exons. Gene Ontology annotation, biological process: proteolysis.